This is a messenger RNA of Metopolophium dirhodum (rose-grain aphid), 2256 nucleotides long. Its product is annotated as ester hydrolase C11orf54-like. Gene Ontology annotation, molecular function: hydrolase activity, acting on ester bonds; zinc ion binding. Bases 122 to 1075 code for a protein of 317 amino acids. The transcript is spliced from 7 exons. Lineage: Eukaryota; Metazoa; Arthropoda; Insecta; Hemiptera; Aphididae. Gene Ontology annotation, cellular component: nucleus. The record is from RefSeq and is a predicted model, not a curated record.
AUAUUGUAUAAAAUCAAUUGCAGGAAUAAAUAUCCACGGUGUAGGUACUAUAAUCGUAAAUUAUGAUUAUUGUUAGUUUCUUUUUAUUUGAUUUAAAAAAAUAAAUACCAAUUUCUCCGAAAUGGCCACCGGAAGUUGCGCUUUUCCAAGUACCUUAGACAUGAACGAAUUGCCCAUAGUGCGCUUCAAACUAAACACACCGCCUUUGAGAUGUAUUAUUGAAGCCAUAUUACCUGAGUUAUUAGACAACUUUGAAAAUGCAAGUGUAGAAGUAGUUCAAUGUCCAGAUUUAACCCAACCACCGUUUAACUUGACUUCUGAAGGACUAUGUGGCGACGAAAACGUAUUUGACAUCGGCGACUUCAGCAAUGUAGUGCCUUUGAUUAAGCGAGAAAAAUUGUACAACGUCAAAGAUUUAAAACAGAUUACUGGGUCCGAUCCUUUGUUCAUCAUCGGAGCGUGUGGUGGACCAUAUCCGUUUAUCGGAGCCGACAGUGAGUGCGUGGAAAAUGUUAAAAUGACUGGCGACCGUGUGGAAAACGGAACACAUGUUCACAUGACAAAGUCCGAUGACGUCCCGGAGUGUUUCCAUAAGUCGUUACCCGACGAUGAAAUGAGGUUUUCAAUUUUGGCCAAUUUCUUCACUAGUAACGGUUUUAAAGGAGAGGUUUUGAAAAUUGUGUGUGAAGUAAGAAAAGGACCGCUAAGUUAUAGCACGUGCAUUAAAGAAGCAUUAGUAAAGCAUUUUGGCAAUGAAAUAAUUGCGUUGGGUGGAGUAAUACUCAUCGAAAAUGGAAAAGUGAAGGUUCACGUCGUUAAACCGAGCUUGGCAAAAAUACCAAUAAAAUCAGAAAAAGAGUUAGGCACUUUGUUACAUUACAUUGAAUUAUCUCCACCGGUGGUGGGUGUCGGGUGCAUAGUCUCUCAUGAUCCCGGAUUGAAUUUAAGACUUCAACAUUUCCACCUGUACACUGAUCGCAAUCAAGGAGGACACUACCACAACGAUACGGAACCGGAAACCAUAAAAUAUACUGGUUAUUUUGGUGUUUCCAAGCAGUUUACUAAAAUUGAUUGAAUUCAAACGUUAUUCUGUAAUAUAUUAUAAAUAAAGACCGGAUUUAAUUGCAUUAAAAACACUCAAAAAUUGGAUAAUAAAAUUGUAUAAUUGCACCAAAAAUCCCAUUAAACUUGCAAAAUAAAUUGCACUAUAAAAAUGCAGGUCGUAUUUAUAUAUUCAUUAAUUAAUAUUACAUUAAUUACAUUUAAUAUUAAUUUUACAUUUUUGAAUUAAAAUUGAUGAUUAAAUACAUUUCUAAAUUAUUUUCAUUAAAAUUAAAUCUUCUAUUAGUUAAAAUAUGUUUGUACAACGAGAAACUACGUUCUACGUCAACACUCGUUAUUGGUGCAUAUUUAAAACAAUUUUAUAAAGUAGGCGUUAUAUCUAAAUUAACAUUUGCUUUACCUGACAUGACUUCAUAGUAACACUUUAAAGUUUUAUACCCUUCAUUUUUUUCAAUUACAUACAUACAUUUUUCCUUAAUUUUUUCCCCUUCUGGACCAGGAAUAUUUGUUAAAAUAUCUUCAAUUUUUCUAAAAAUAUCCAUACUUUUCAGUAGUUCACUAUUAGAUUCUUCCAAAUUUUUGAGAUUCGUGCAUAACUCAGAUAAGUGUAAUUUUAUGAAUGCUAGACCACAUUUGACUGCAUUAUCUUGUACAAGCAGUUUCAGCUUUUCGACACUUAAAGCAUCAUCUGUUAAACUUUCAAUCACGUUUUUAAACUUUUCAAAAUUAUUUGCAUAGAAAAGUGCAGCGUUUAACCAUGUUCCCCAUCUUGUAAUAAUAGGUUCGGGUGGUAAAGGUAUACCGGCAUUUCUUUUCUGUAUUUAUUUAUUCUCGAUGGUGCUUUUAGGAAAGCUUUUUUUCCUAAAAUAAACAAAAUAAGUUACAAAUGUAUUUAUAAAAUUAGUUAAGAAAUAUUGAUUUGUACAUUUGAUCACGUGAACUAUACAAAAUUGAAAAAAAUUGCAAAAACAUUAAAAAUUGCAAUAAAUUGCAACAUAAAAUUAAACAGAAAUACAGUAAUUAAUACAAAUCGUGUACAUAUUUGAUCAGAUUUGAUUUAUCAUAACUACAAAAAAAGUUGCAAUAUCAAUUAAAUCCGGUCUUUAAUUAUAAACAUCGAUCCAGUAAGCUAGGUACUUCAUUUUUGUUUUAAACUGCAGCACUUUUUGUUAGUCAUUAUAGUUUUUAAUAAUA